Messenger RNA from Amborella trichopoda, 888 nucleotides. NCBI's taxonomy places the organism in Eukaryota, Viridiplantae, Streptophyta, Magnoliopsida, Amborellales, Amborellaceae. The record is from RefSeq and is a predicted model, not a curated record.
AUGGCAUCAAAUGGAGCAGUUUAUGAAGCUAGAAGUGAUCGCAUGAAUUACAAGAAGAAAAACAAUUUUCGUAUUAAUGAAUCAACUAAGACCCUGGUAAAAUGGGAGUUGGAUAUACGACUGGUAGCUUUGGUUGAAAAAACCAAUUUGAUAUCCUGGAAAGACAUAGGGGUCACACAUAUCGAUUGCAGUCUACUGAGGGCCUUUAUUGGAAAGUGGUGCAAGGUCACUAAUACCGCACGAUUAACUAUUGGUGAGAUGACUCCAAUGCUGUACGAUCUGUGGCACAUAUUACGGAUACCUGUGACAGGUGAGCCUGUAACAGGCAUAAGACCUAAAGACUACAUGGCUUUCAUCAUGGAGUAUUUGGGAGAUUGCCCUAAUGAUCUCGAUGAGGCAAGAAAGUAUGCAUGGGGUGCAACAACGCUUGCAUUCUUGUAUCGUUCCUUAUCUAAGGUUGUGGACGAGGAUACAUAUUUUAGUGGGUCAGCAACACUACUACAGUGUUGGAUCUAUGAGCAUAUUCCAGCUCUAGGCAGCAAGCCUACAACUAUCACUAUAGAAAUGCCUAAAGUUUAUAAAUGGAAGAAACAACCACGUAGGAAAGACCUAUUAACAACAUUUGAUGACAUCUCAAUUAACAUGGUGACUUGGCAACCAUAUGAGGAGUAUAGUCUACGAGAUACACUAAGUAAAGAAAACACGUUGUGCCGGUCACAUCUGAUAUGUUUCAACAUUGCAGAGUUCUAUAUGCCUGAUCGUGUAUUGCGACAAUUUGGGAUGAUGCAAGCGAUUCCUAUUGGGCCACUCAAGUGGGAUAGGAGAGUAAAGGUCGGCUUACAUCCCACAAGUUGGAUUGACGAGUUGAGUGCCGAGAUAAGCAACUGA